GCGCUCACUGUGUGAAUGCCAGCGAGCCGGCGAAGCAGUGAGGGUGUGAGUGUGUGUGUAUGUGUGUGUGUGUGUGUGAGUGACACAGAGAGGCAGCUAGUGUAGGAAGAUCCAUCCCGGUCUGCUCCUCAGCCUCUCUCUCUCUCUCUGCUCGGACUAUACCACUAACACAGGAUUCACCCUUUGGACUAUUCCGAUGCUUCCUCCUCCUCCUCCUCCUCCUCCUCUUCCUCUUGCAGUUAAAGGGAACACCUGUGUGUGUUUCGUGCUGUGUGUGUGAGACGGCGGACUUAGCCCUGGUGUGCGGGGCGAGCGGAUGACUUCAGCGAGGGAGGGCUUGGCUGGCGGACAGAAGGAGACUGCUGAUCAUGGACUCCCCCCACUAGUGAACGGGGGUGGUGCGGAGGCGUCGGUCUAUCCGGCCAUCAUGUGCACACGGGCCGACUCUGACCCCGUCCCCGAGUCUCAGCUGUUCCCUGGAGAGGCGGAGGAGCCCGAGGAGGAGGCGCUGGACGAGGGCAGGGAGCGGGAAUCGGACCGAGACAGCGCCGUAGAGAGCACGCAGGAGUCGGACGGAUCGGACGGACUCAACAGACUCGAGGACAAGGAGGACGCGCUGGGGGACCUGUUCUUCCCCGGGGAGAAGUGCGGACAGACCAGCGUCUCUGUGACUUCCGACUUGUCGACGCGUUCGUCGGCCUCUCUGAACGAGGAGCAGUUUGAGGACUACGGCGAGGGGGAGGAGCCAGACUACGCUCCCAGCAGCCCCUGUCUGGACGACGAGACCCGGACCAACGGCUACUCCGACCUGGGAUCGUCCGUUCCCUCAAGUGCGGGCCAGACUCCUCGGAAGGUUCGUCACCAUUACUCGGGUGAACUGAUGGACGUCUACUGUUCCCACUGCAGCAAGAAGGUCAACCUGCUGAAUGACCUGGACGCUCGCCUCAAAAACCUCAAGGCAAACAGCCCCAACAGGAAGAUCUCCAGCACUGCCUUUGGGAGGCAACUGCUUCAUAACAGCAACUUGAGCAGCAGUAAUGGCAGUACGGAGGACCUCUUCCGUGACAGCAUCGACUCGUGCGACAUCGACAUCAACGAGAAGGUGAGCUCACUUGAGAAGAAGGUGGCAGAACUUGAAAAUGAGAUUUUGAUGAACAGCGACCUCAAGUCCAAGCUGAAGCAGGAGAACACACAACUGGUGCACAGGGUUCAUGAGUUGGAAGAGCAGCUGAAAGACCAAGAGACCCGAUCAGAGCAGAACCUGCAGGAGGGUUUAAGACGACACCGGGAGUCGUACAGCAAGAUGGAGAGAGACAAGAACACACAGAUUGAGCUGCUGACUAACAGAGUGAGGCUGCUUGAGGAGGAAAACUAUGAGAUGUCCCUGAACAUGUGUCGACUCAAGUCACAGACAGAGAAACUGGAUGAGGAGAAGCAAAGGAUGACAGACAAACUGGAAGACACGAGUCUGCGUCUGAAGGACGAGAUGGACCUCUACAGGAAAAUGAUGGACAAACUGAAACAGAACCGGCAGCAGUUCCAGAAAGAGAAGGAAGCCAUGCAAGAGCUGAUAGAGGAUCUGCGUCGAGAGCUGGAGCACCUGCAGCUCUUCAAGCUGGAGGCGGAGAAGCCGGGCCGGGGCCGCAGCUCUUCCUCCGGACUGAUGGACUUCACCAGCAGGACCAGGGAAGUGGAGCUGGAGCACGAGGUCAAGAGGCUCAAGCAGCGAUUUGUGUCCCAGGACUUUCUUCCCCCCGAAUUCCAGCACCUGGUUUUGUCUGGGGCUCGGCUCCGUCCCACUCUGAUGGAGAACCAGAAGCUGAGGGAGCAGAACGAAGAGCUGAACGGUCAGAUCCUCAGCCUCAGCUUAUACGAAGCCAAGAAUCUGUUUGCCACCCAAACCAAGGCCCAGUCGCUCGCUGCCGAGAUAGACAACGCCUCCAGAGACCAGCUGAUGGAAGCCCUGAAGGAGCAGGAGGAAAUCAACCUGCGUCUGCGGCAGUACAUGGACAAAAUCAUCCUGUCGAUCCUGGACCACAACCCCUCCAUUCUGGAGAUCAAGAACUAGCAGUGACUCCGCUGGGAUGAGAACCGUUCCUGAUCUCGGGGGAGUGAGGCUCACUCCAGUCCGAGUUGGGAGCUUGUGGGAAGAGACUGAGCCAGUGGAAUAUAAGCAGACUCGCAUCGCCCCCUGCUGUUUGGAUCAGGCAAAAACUUCCUAUCCAGCUUUGAACUUUGAAUUUUCUUCUCAGUUGGUGACUGCUGGGUGAUUAUUCUACUGUGACUCUUUGUCACAGUUCUUCAUCUCAUGUGCUAAACGUGGGGAGCUCAUCCCAGUGGAAUUCUUCGCCCAAAAAGGCUUUGAGGAUCAACGCCGUCCCUCGACGUAGAACACUGGACAUAAUGUAACUGGAACAGCGUAACAGACGUAUACUACUGAAUCCUAAUGUACAUUGAAAUGCUUGUUGUGGUUUCGGGAUACACGCUUUAGGGUCAGUAGCUACACCUGCGUGAGACAGACAUGACGGCAGGACAGUCUGCUGCUGCCCGACUUGUAAACUGCCCCCGUGACGUGGGUGUCGUCUGAAAGCGUCGGGGUGAAAUGUCUGGAUGAGCAAGUGCUUUAAGAAGAUUGAGGAACGAGGCAGAGGUGGUUGGAGAAAGAAGAGUGCCUAGAUUCUAAGUUCACACGAGUGACUUAAGGAGGAGAGUUGUGACGUUACGUGAUGCACCAUGUAUGAGAGCAAAAGAGGCUUUUUGUGAAGUCAGUGAAGGUAUGUUGAAGGUGAACGGUUUUGGGGGUUUUUUUUUCGUUCUUUUCUUGAGAACAUGUCUUCCAGGAAACCUUGCCACAGCGCUCGCAAUGUCAAUCAGUCGGACAGUGAAGACGCUUCACUGAGAAGUGGCCCUUAGUCGGUUCAGAUGUGUAGCAGUGUCGCUGUAUUUGGCACGUCGGCUGCAAACCCAGGAGUGUCUUGAAACUUGUAAUUUCCCGUGGCUGCUACCCGCAAGCAAAGCUUGAGCUUGAAUAAAUUCUCUGUUGCUAGCAAUAGACGUAAAAGACGUUGCACAGAAGUAUGACGAUAGAAUGAGGUGAAUGUAGGCGACCAUUCAGUGAAGUUACUGUAGAGCGACUGGUUCACUGAGUCGUCUGAAACACUGGACACGAGCAUCCACAGGUGACUGUUUCUGGUACAAUAGACUUGAUUAGCGAACUCGUCGACAUAUACAGGUUGCAGAUUGUAGUUCAAACCCCGAUGGCUCUCUGAAACUCUCUAAUACUGUAAAUACCAUGAAUGUACAACUUGAUAUUUUGCUUUAUGUGGCUAAAAGAUUUGAAUUCAAAUCUUUGUAAUUGCUUAAAGCAUGUUGUGACACAUGUGCGCAGUAUUCAGUGCUGUAAUGAGGAGAGCAUUGUGUCCAGAGGGUACAAUUACAAUCUGCUGUAUUAUGUAAUAAGUCUAAACUUGAGUUUUGCUUCCUUGCACAUAAAAAAAUUGUUUUGUUUUCUUUUGCAUGGUUCACAUUUUCUUCUGUCUGUGCCUUUUUAAGGACAGUUUUCAAGAGGAUGUUGCUAUAGAUUUACAAUGUUUUUGAGGGUACGUUCAAUGUCUGCGUUUGACAUAUUUUCUUGACUUGUAAAUGUUGUAAUUAUAUAGUGAAAAUUUGUAUUCAUGUGCCACUCACCACUCUUUUUCAGAUUGAUACUAAGAACUAUUUUAUAAAGUUUUAUCAAGAACAAACCUGUGGUUGUUUAGGUGUCUUGUUGGCAAUAGAGCACAAUACUUUGUAAGGUACACAAGUCAGAUCUUUUUGUUUUUUGGCAAUAUUUUAUUAGUUGUGAAAAUCAUUGGAUUUUUUUUAUUUGCUUCAGAUUGAUUUCUUUGUGGACGUACACGGUCUUCCUCACGGUGAGCUUCAUGGGCAAUAUUAACUGAUUAACAAUUUGAGCUUGUGUUGUAUUUUGCUUUUUCUCCAUACAGCUCUUCAUACGCUCAUGGAUUUAUUUUUCAAUUUGGAAAACGGCAACAACAACAAAAAAAAAUCACAAAACAAGUUGUGUCUUCUCACUUCUAAAUUUUUAAUUCUUCAGGCUAUCUAGUCAGAUGUAGUCAACUAAAAUGGCAAUAAAAAAAAUAGCUCUGGCAGUGAAGUUGGCUCAUGAAAUUUCUGCCAGAUUCAUUCAUGUUAAGUCUUCUCUUUUGUAGAAGGCCUUUU
Messenger RNA from Salarias fasciatus (jewelled blenny), 4218 nucleotides. It is a transcript of the gene rab11fip4b, whose product is annotated as RAB11 family interacting protein 4 (class II) b. The transcript is spliced from 14 exons. Lineage: Eukaryota; Metazoa; Chordata; Actinopteri; Blenniiformes; Blenniidae. The record is from RefSeq and is a predicted model, not a curated record. Gene Ontology annotation, cellular component: cleavage furrow; endocytic vesicle; midbody. Bases 317 to 2068 code for a protein of 583 amino acids. Gene Ontology annotation, biological process: endocytic recycling; regulation of cytokinesis.